AUGGCAGAACCAACAACCAAUGGUAAAAUUAUUUUGAAAACGACGCUAGGUGAUAUUGAAGUUGAAUUAUGGUCAAAAGAAGCACCGAAAACGGGUGAUCCUACUGGAACUGGUGAAGGCGGUGAGUCGGUGUAUGGCGGCGAGCCUUUCAAAGACGAGUAUCACUCGAGACUUAGAUUCAGUAGAAGAGGUAUGCUCGGAAUGGCAUCGGCAUCGCCAGACUCGAACCAAUCGCAAUUCUUCAUCACACUGGACGCUGCAGAGUCUCUCACAAAAAAACAUACUCUCUUUGGUAAGAUCGUCGGUGACACCAUCUUUAAUAUCCUAAAGGUCAACGAGAUCGAAUUGGAUGAAAACGAGCGACCUCUAUUCCCACCGAAAAUCAUUACAACCGAUGUUGUCUAUAAUCCAUUCGAUGAUAUCGAACCAAGACAAAAGAAAACAACACAAUCCACAACCAAUACAAAGAAAAAGAAAGCAAUACCAAAAAAUUUAGGAUUAUUAUCAUUUGGAGAUGAAGAACCACAAGAUGAAAUAGUUACAAAGAAAUCAAACAACAACAACAACAAUAAUAAUGAAUCAAAUAAAACUCAACAAAAACAUUCAACUACAACAACAACAACCACCACCACUACUACAAAAAAAGAAAUAACAUCAUCACUACCCAGUGAUUCAAAGUCAUUUGAAGAGAGAAUGAGAGAAUCAAUUAAACAAAAAAGUAAUCAAUUGAAAAGAGAUAGAGAAGAUGAAAAUCAAACAACUCUUGAUAACAAUAACAAUGAUAAUAAAAAAGAAGAUGAUAAUAAAGAUGAAGAAUCAGUAAAAGUAAUUAUAAAACCAUCAACAAAAGAAAUAACAGUUCAACCACCAAAAGAAAAAAAGAAAAAGAUUGUUGGUAGCCUUAGUUUUAAAAAGACAACAAAAAGAGGUGAUGAUCCAAUUGCCCCGCCCAGAGUAAAGAAACAACAAGAUUCUCAUGUUUUAGAAAAAUUAAAUAGUUUUAAGAAAUCCUUAGCAAAGAAAACAGAGAAUGAAGAUGAUGAUUGGAAAACACAUAAGCUCGUUUUUAGCCAUGAUCCUUCCGGUCAAGAUCAUUACAUGUAG
Molecule: messenger RNA, 1104 nt
Organism: Heterostelium album PN500
Lineage: Eukaryota; Evosea; Eumycetozoa; Acytosteliales; Acytosteliaceae
Exons: 4
Coding region: 1-1104 (367 amino acids)
Biological process (GO): protein peptidyl-prolyl isomerization
Cellular component (GO): catalytic step 2 spliceosome
Molecular function (GO): peptidyl-prolyl cis-trans isomerase activity
Source: RefSeq, a predicted model, not a curated record